AUGACUGAAGAAGCAAGAGAAAAGGAAGUUGAAAACUGGAGAAAUAUAUUUCAAAAAUUGAAUUAGGAUUAAAAUAAGUUGUAUAAUGAAAAAUUGGAAUCAAACAAUAAAUUAGCCAGUUAAGAAUUGGAAAUAGAAAUAUAGAAAAGGAAGUUUACAUCAAAAGAAAGUGAAUUGAAUUUAAUUAGGAAUAAUAUCAGUUAAUUGAAUGUUGAAAUAGAACGUUUAAGGAAAAGUAAUGAUAAUUUAUUAAAAGUAAGAAGUAUACUAUUUCUAGAAUAAUGAAGGUUGGAGAGAAAAGUAAUCUAGGUUUUAGUAAUAAAUCCCAUCUAUGUUAUAGUUGAUUCCAUCCAUAAUUAGUGGAAAUAGUUUUACAAAAUCUGAGAAGCCUUAAUAAUAAUGA
Molecule: messenger RNA, 403 nt
Organism: Paramecium pentaurelia
Lineage: Eukaryota; Ciliophora; Oligohymenophorea; Peniculida; Parameciidae
Source: the annotation of a GenBank genome assembly